Messenger RNA from Balearica regulorum gibbericeps (East African grey crowned-crane), 1097 nucleotides. RefSeq names its product aspartoacylase (gene ASPA). Lineage: Eukaryota; Metazoa; Chordata; Aves; Gruiformes; Gruidae. The record is from RefSeq and is a predicted model, not a curated record. Gene Ontology annotation, cellular component: cytosol. Gene Ontology annotation, molecular function: hydrolase activity, acting on carbon-nitrogen (but not peptide) bonds, in linear amides; hydrolase activity, acting on ester bonds.
AGUUUUACUUUAUCGUUAUUUUCUGUUUUGCUUUCAGCAAUUCUUAGAGCUGCUGAAAAGCAUGACUUCCUCUUCUGUUGUUGAUAAACCGCCGGUAAGACGGGUUGCUAUCUUCGGGGGAACUCAUGGCAAUGAGUUAUCAGGGGUAUUUUUGGUCAAGCACUGGCAAGAGAAUGGAGCUGAGAUUCAAAGAACAGGAAUGGAAGUGAAACCAUUUCUUACCAACCCAAGAGCUGUGAAGAAGUGUACUAGAUACAUUGACUGUGAUCUGAACCGUGUUUUUGACCCUGAUAAUCUUGGCAGGACAGUGGUGGAAGAUAUUCCAUAUGAAGUGAGGAGGGCUCAGGAAAUCAAUCAUAUAUUUGGUCCAAAAGGUAGUGAUGAUGCAUAUGACCUUAUUUUUGACCUUCACAACACCACUUCUAACAUGGGUGGUACCCUUAUUCUUGAAAACUCCAGGGAUGACUUUACAAUUCAAAUGUUUCAUUAUAUCAAGAAUGCUUUGGUUCCAGAAUGCUGUCCUGUUUUGCUGAUUGAACAUCCUAGCUUGAAAUAUGCAACAACUCGAUCUGUAGCAAAACAUCCUGUUGGCGUGGAGGUGGGUCCUCAGCCACAAGGUGUUGUUAGAGCUGAUACUGUGGACAAAAUGAGGAAGAUUGUCAAACACGGCCUUGAUUUUGUGCAACUUUUUAACGAAGGAAAGGAAUUUCCACCGUGUACAAUUGAGGUUUUUAAAAUAAUGGAGAAAGUAGAUUAUCCCAGGAAUAAGAAUGAAGAAGUUAUUGCUAUUAUUCACCCUAAACUGCAGGAUCAAGAUUGGCAGCCGCUGAACAAUGGUGAUCCUCUAUUUUUGACUCUUGAUGGAGAAGUAAUUGCAUAUAAAGGGGACUGUACAGUCUAUCCAACAUUUAUUAAUGAAGCUGCAUAUUAUGAAAAGAAACAAGCUUUUGUAAAAACAGUAAAAGUGAAACUCACUGCAAAACACAUCAGAUCCUCAGUCUUAGACCAGAACACUUCGUAAAAGCUUAUCACAGAUUUUUCUGUACAAAAAGUGGAUUUCUUCUCUCUGAAAUCCACUGCCAUUCAGUAGUAAUUCA